Molecule: messenger RNA, 1994 nt
Organism: Hemicordylus capensis (graceful crag lizard)
Lineage: Eukaryota; Metazoa; Chordata; Lepidosauria; Squamata; Cordylidae
Gene: RBM11
Product: RNA binding motif protein 11
Exons: 5
Coding region: 138-863 (241 amino acids)
Biological process (GO): regulation of alternative mRNA splicing, via spliceosome
Cellular component (GO): nucleus
Molecular function (GO): single-stranded RNA binding
Source: RefSeq, a predicted model, not a curated record
CCUCGUUGUCCAGGGAUCUCCGAGAGCCCCUCCCCAUUGCGUCCCAUCCCUCCCCCCUUCCUCUAAGUAUUCCAGUUCAGAUGGAGCUGCCGCGUUGAGCGAUUUCCACGCAUGGAACGGUGCUGCGCGCUAUCAUAAUGACAGCCCCAGGUUGGGUAGAUGAGCAGGACCGGACCCUUUUCGUGGGCAAUUUGGAGAGUCGCGUGCAAGAGGAGAUUCUUUACGAGCUUUUCCUGCAGGCUGGACCGGUAACCAAAGUGACCAUAUGCAAGGACAAAGAUGGAAAACCCAAGACUUUUGGAUUUGUCUGCUUUAAACACACAGAGUCAGUGCCUUAUGCCAUAGCUUUGCUGAAUGGAAUUCGUUUAUAUGGAAGACCAAUUAAAGUGCAGUAUCGGUUUGGAAGUUCCCACUGUCCAGAGUUAAACAAUUACUGCCAAAACAUGGAAAACAAUACUGAUGUACAGUCACCAACAUACAGGUAUUUAGAGCAUUAUUGUACUUCUCCAUUAUCUGUUAGUCCUUUCCAGGUGAACAAUAGUCCACUUCAGGGAUAUUCUGCCUUUCAAAAUAUGAUGACAUAUUUCUUAGCACAUCAAUAUACUCCAUAUAAUCCAAUGGGACAACAAUUUCCUUACUAUCAAAUGAUGACACCACCGCCACCAUCACCAUCAUUUCCACGUUUUCCCACAUCACCCUACACGAAUCCUGGACAAACCUCUUUUGAAUGUGUGUACCCAGAACCAAAGAACCACAUGCUGAAUCUAGUUAAUGAAGGCACAUCUAAAAGGAAAAGGCAUCGGGAAACUAGUGAUAGCGACAGUAGCAUGGAAAAUGACAGGAAAAAGAUAAAGAGAAAAUGAACAAUAUAAAGACUUAAGUAUUAUAAUUGGAUGAGUGGCUUCAUUUUGUACUACUUAGUUUUAAGAGGGGAAGCUUCUUUGCACUUUACCAAAUGGAGUCACAAGAAAUAUUACGUGAUUAUAACAAUACCUCAAGCUAUUGCAAAAUUUCUUCUUCAAAUUAAGGUUGGAGUAUUAUGAAUUAUUGUAGAGGUUGCCUCCUUUUUUCUUUUUAAGAGACAUAGCUUCUUACACUUUUAUUUGCUUUUAUUUAUUUUCCUUAUGCUUCAUCAACUAUUAGUGCAGCAAUAUGCAAUUCUGUUAAAUGUAUACACACUAGUCUCAUCUAGUAAUAGUCUCAUCUAGUAAUUUAGUCAAAAGGAGCAACUGAUGAAUUUAGCCUGGCUUGUAUUUAUUCAACACUUCUGUGUCCUGAGAUGCCUCUUAAAACCAAUUGUAUAUGUAGAAAUAGCAUAUGGUACAGACUUUGCUAGACUAUAUCAUGUCAGAUUGUUGAUGUGUGAUUAUAUGUUUGAAUGUUCUCCCCACAUAGUAAGCUUUCUACACAUGGUAAGGCAGAAUGGUGGAGAGAAGGUUUAGUAUAUUGGAGAACUGUGAAGUAAGCUUCUUUAUUUAUGUAUUUAGUCAAUCCACCUACACCACCUACACCUGAAGUGGUAUAGUCCUGAAAGAGUACAUUAUGCAUUUUGCAUGACUGUAAGGUUACAGUCUGAGGCAGAGUUAAAACUUGAUAAUAUGCAUGUUUGGAAAUAAGAACCAUUGUAUUCAGUAAAUGCACAUAGAAUUUACAGCUUCAGUUGGAAAUGACUUAAUUCUGAGUAAAUAUACUUAAGAAGAUAAAAAAAUUGAUUUUUACACAUCUGCUGAAGAGUACUCACAAGAAUGCUACAGACUGAUGCACUUUCAAGCAUGAUAAACAAAGCAUUUUUUUGGUCAUAUUUUGAAAGAAACAACUUGCCUAUAAAGCACUUAUGGGCUAUAUAAUUACUAGCACCUGCAGGGAAUUUUAUUUUUUAAUGACUGCAUAUCCACAUGUGUAUGUUUCUCAAAGCACUUAUAGAGAAUGUUAGUUCUCCUACAGUGUCACAUUGCAAUGCAGAUAUAAUAAAGGUUGUCUAUGGUGAGAAUCUA